Molecule: messenger RNA, 324 nt
Organism: Corticium candelabrum
Lineage: Eukaryota; Metazoa; Porifera; Homoscleromorpha; Homosclerophorida; Plakinidae
Exons: 1
Coding region: 1-324 (107 amino acids)
Source: RefSeq, a predicted model, not a curated record
AUGGUAGAUGAAAAAAUCCUUGCCAGGGUGACAGAAGCUACAGCAUGGGCCAGCCCCAUUGUACUAGUAAACAAGCCGGGAACAGACAAGCUACGCAUCUGCAUGGAUCUGAGUGCUUUAAACAAUGCAAUUCAACGAGAACAUUAUCAAAUCAAGACACCAGAAGAGAUAUUUGCAGAUUUAGCAGGCUAUGAGUACUUCAGUACACUAGAUGCUACCUCGGUUUUUUUUACAAGUGGCAUUGGAGGAAAAGAGCAGCUACCUGACAACCGUUGCAACACCAUGUGGACGAUACAGAUACCUCAGGCUACCAUUCGGAAUUAG